Molecule: messenger RNA, 384 nt
Organism: Protopolystoma xenopodis
Lineage: Eukaryota; Metazoa; Platyhelminthes; Monogenea; Polystomatidea; Polystomatidae
Source: the annotation of a GenBank genome assembly
AUGCCCCCAAGCCCCAGAAGGCGCAAAUGGAACUACGAAAAGCUAGCUCGAGACGCCUUUUUCAACGUGGCCUGUAUGCUUUUUGAAAGUCUCCUCUACGAGACCCGAGCCCAUGUCGGCGGCUAUGGGCUCUUCGUAGACGCGGCCGAGGUCACUUGGGCGCAGAUCUGUUCAUUGGGCAACCUACGCGAUGUUUCAAUGCUCAUGAAUCUGUUUCAGGUAAACCACGUCGGUCUACCCUCGACUGGCCUGUCGGAGAUCGAAGCGCGGGAAUCAACAUUAACCAACGGCAAUCGGAGUCACUAUGAAACUCCGAAGCCAACAGCACCUCCCUCCGCCUGUCAUGGAACCAGUGUUUUUAUCGCCCUCCACACCACACGAUAA